Molecule: messenger RNA, 1267 nt
Organism: Striga asiatica
Lineage: Eukaryota; Viridiplantae; Streptophyta; Magnoliopsida; Lamiales; Orobanchaceae
Source: the annotation of a GenBank genome assembly
CGAGCUUCUGUGAAAGAACAGGAAGAAAGGAAAAAACAGUAAAAAUGGUGCGAAAGAGAUUGCUGAUGCUGUUGAAGCCAUCUGACGUGUACCCUUCUCGUGGGUCGUCCUCUGUUCACUCCGUCUCCUCCAACCGCCGCAAGGUUACAAUUGUUAUUUUCCUCCUGAGCACAUUUCAGGUAUUAAAAUACUUACACGACAGGACAUUAGCCCACAAGCACGCCAUUAACUUGAUCCAGAACAUUCUGGAGAAAAAAGCUGUCGACUGGAAGGCUUUCUUCCGUAGUGAUCUAUCUGAGCCCAUCCAUGAUGUCGAUUUCGUCAUCUCGGUUGGAGGGGAUGGUACGUUAUUACAAGCAAGCCAUUUAAUGGAUGAUAAGAUUCCGGUGCUAGGAGUCAAUUCUGAUCCCACUCGACCAGAGGAGGUGGCGGAACUAAGCGAAGAAUUCGAUGCCACGAGAAGCACGGGCUACCUUUGUGCUGCCACAGUCGACAACUUUGAACAUAUGUUAGAUGGGAUCCUUGCGAAUCGCGAAGAACCAUCUGAAUUAGCAAGGAUGGCUAUUACUAUAAACUCGAAACCCAUCUCAACUUUGGCUCUAAACGAUAUUCUACUUGCUCAUCCAUGCCCCGCAACAGUUUCUAGAUUCUCAUUCAGGAUUAAGAAAAACGGGGAGCCUUUCUCAUCCUUACAGCACAGUAGAUCAAGUGGCUUAAGGGUCUCGACAGCCGCUGGAUCAACGGCUGCAAUCCACUCGUGCGGUGGAUCAAUAAUGCCGAUUUUGUCUAAGGAUCUUCAGUAUAUGGUGAGGGAGCCGAUUUCUCCAGGGACAAACAAAAAUUCAGUGCAUGGGUUUGUGAAGUCGAAUGAUAGUAUGGACAUCUCGUGGUUUUGUAAGAAAGGUUUGUUGUACAUUGAUGGCUCUCAUGUGGUGCACUCUGUGCAGCUUGGGGAUAGUAUAGAACUGUCCACAAAGGGCCCGCCGUUGAAAGUAUACUUGUCGAAUCAUUUGUUAUCACAAUGCAGGAAUGAAUGAAUGAAUGAGUAUAUAUAUAGUGUGGUUUUGAGAUAUAUUAUUAUGUCUGGUCGAUGGGAAUUGUGAAUCGGGACUUCCUAAGUUUUGACCUAAUAACGUUCCGGAUGAUAAUAGUGUUUUUUGAAGAGGCAGUAGUUGCUCCUUUAGCAGCAUUGAACCGUUUCUUCCCUCAUAUGCACACCAGAUAAGUUUGUAGUUUGUAAAAUUAUGUCGGCAAAUUUGUAAGGAAG